CGUGCUGCGUUCACGGCUUCGUAACUAUAGAAACUCAGCGGUCCCCUUGCUGACUUGCCACACGCUUUCUGUUGGCCUUUCUUAGCAGACGAAAGUUCGGGUGCGAAGCUGUGAUGGACCGCUGGACGGGCAGAGUGGCUCUGGUGACCGGAGCUUCGGUCGGGAUCGGAGCAGCUAUAGCUAAAGAGCUGGUCCGGUUCGGCAUGAAGGUGGUGGGCUGCGCAAGGGACGUGGACAAGAUACAGAACCUGGCUGCAGAGUGUCAGAGUGCAAGCUACGCUGGUGUGUUGAUUCCUUUCAAGUGUGACCUGACCAACGUGGAGGAGAUCCAGUCCAUGUUCUCAGCCAUCAAGGAGGAGCACAAUGGUGUGGACGUGUGUAUCAACAACGCCGGCCUGGCUCACCCUGAGCCUCUGCUGAGCGGCAAAACCAGUGGCUGGAAGAACAUGCUCGAUGUUAAUAUUCUGGCUCUCAGCAUUUGCACACGUGAAGCGUACCAGUCAAUGAAGGAAAGGAAUAUUGACGAUGGGCACAUCAUCAACUUAAACAGCAUGUGCGGACACCGUAUUAUUCCCAACGCUGAUAUCCAUUUCUAUACUGGAACCAAGUAUGCCGUGACCGCCCUGACCGAGGGCCUGCGACAGGAGUUGCGGGAGGCCAAGACCCACAUCAGAGCCACAUGUAUUUCCCCAGGUUUAGUGGAGACAGAGUUUGCUCCGCGGCUCUACAGCCAGAACGCAGAGAAAGCUGCAUCGGUUUACUCCAAUUAUAAGGCUCUGGAAGCAAUAGACGUCGCUAAUGCUGUUGUGUACGUCCUUACUGCUCCUCCUCAUGUGCAGAUUGGAGACAUUCACAUGCGAUCUGUUGAGCAAGUAUCGUAGACUUGCACAACAUGACAGCUGAACACUAAUGACUUGUUUACCAUAUGUUAACUCAUUAAAACAACUAAUAAAAGUCUAAUACAAAGGCAAAAAA
Molecule: messenger RNA, 975 nt
Organism: Girardinichthys multiradiatus
Lineage: Eukaryota; Metazoa; Chordata; Actinopteri; Cyprinodontiformes; Goodeidae
Product: dehydrogenase/reductase SDR family member 11-like
Exons: 7
Coding region: 114-881 (255 amino acids)
Source: RefSeq, a predicted model, not a curated record